AUGCCCCAACUCGCUGCUGCCAGAUAUGGCAAGGACAAUAUCCGCGUUUACAAGGUUGAGCGCGACGAGGCUACCAAAACUCAUACCGUUGUUGAGAUGACAGUAUGCGUUCUCCUCGAGGGCGAGAUCGAGACAUCAUACACCAAAGCAGACAAUAGCGUUGUCGUUGCUACCGACACGAUGAAGAACACCACUUACAUCAUGGCUAAGCAGCAUCCUGUGACUCCCGUGGAGCUCUUCGCGUCCAUUCUCGGCAACCACUUCAUUGAGACCUACAGUCACAUUCACGUCGCCCAUAUCAGCAUCGUUCAGCACAGAUGGACCCGUAUGACCAUCGAGGGCAAGCCUCAUCCGCAUUCUUUUUUCCGUGAUGGUGCCGAGAAAAGAGUCGUACAAGCAGACGUGUCCCGCCAGGGUAUCGACAUCAGGUCCGGCAUCUCGGAUCUGCUGGUGCUGAAGAGCACUGGUUCAGAGUUCCAUCACUUCGUCCGCAACGACUACACCACGCUCCCCGACGUCUAUGACCGCAUUCUUAGCACCUCUGUCGACGCGGGAUGGAAAUGGAAGACCUUCCCCACCCUCAAGCAGGUCAAAUCCGACGUUGCCAAAUUCAACCUUACCUGGGAGAAGGCUCGAGAGGUCACGUUCCGCCUUUUCGCCCUUGAGGAGAGCCCCUCGGUCCAGAAUACCAUGUACAAAAUGUGUGAGGAGAUCUUAGCUGCCGAAGCUACUGUCCACGCUGUUGACUAUUCGCUUCCCAACAAGCACUACUUUGAGAUCGAUCUGAGCUGGCAUCACGGCCUGAAGAACACUGGAAAGGACGCUGAGGUGUAUGCGCCUCAAUCAGAUCCCAACGGCCUGAUCAAGUGCACCGUCACGAGGUGA
This is a messenger RNA of Cyphellophora europaea CBS 101466, 885 nucleotides long. RefSeq names its product urate oxidase. The coding region runs from base 1 to 885 and encodes 294 amino acids. The transcript is spliced from 2 exons. NCBI's taxonomy places the organism in Eukaryota, Fungi, Ascomycota, Eurotiomycetes, Chaetothyriales, Cyphellophoraceae. Gene Ontology annotation, cellular component: peroxisome. Gene Ontology annotation, biological process: purine nucleobase catabolic process; urate catabolic process. Gene Ontology annotation, molecular function: urate oxidase activity. The record is from RefSeq and is a predicted model, not a curated record.